Molecule: messenger RNA, 2431 nt
Organism: Diabrotica balteata
Lineage: Eukaryota; Metazoa; Arthropoda; Insecta; Coleoptera; Chrysomelidae
Source: the annotation of a GenBank genome assembly
AUCAGAAACAAGGCGGCAGGCGCACCGUUGUGUCGAGGUGUCCCCACACAGACGCACUACGUCGUCCAACAUGGCCGCCAACGACGUCGAAAGACGACGUCCUGAAUAAUAAAAAUUGGAAACAGCUGUUUGUGUUGUAUCGUGAGUAUGGCGACCGAUGGAUGGAGUUUUACAGUGUUCGUGUUGUGCCAGGAAAUAAGUGAUUAGUUUUUUUUUUAUUUUGGAAAAGACAUGAGAAGGACACCGCAGAGUCAAUCACAGGGACAAUUGGAAAAUAAUGAAGAAGAAUGUCCCAACACAUCGUCACCGUCUCAAAUCUUAGAAAGAGUUCAAUCAGAUAGGGUUACUGUUACAAAACCAGAAGAAGACAGACGACGUAGAACAAUAAUAGUAGAAAAGAAAAAUGGAUCUUUCGGAUUUACUCUCCAAAGCUACGGCAUUCAUUAUAAGAAGGAGAAAGAAAUUGAAAUGAUCACUUAUGUGGAUUAUGUAGACUACGAUGGACCAGCCUAUAGAGCGGGAAUGAGAGAAGGUGAUGUAAUUUUGUCCAUAAAUGGAACAGAUAUGGAGAAAGCCGAUCACAAAACACUAGUCACUUAUAUUAAGAAUUGUGAUAAUAGAAUGAGGAUGGUCGUACUUUUCGAAGACUGCGUAAGAAAGGUUGAACUGCACAUGCGAUAUAUCCAGUUGCAAAGAAUUCUUCAAAACAAAAUGGAAGAGCUAGAACGUCUAUGCAUACGCGAACGUCAGCUGUUAGAAGGAAAAUGGAAAACACAUAGUCUUCCUGCAAGGAAAAAAGCCUCUCAAGCUAGUAACGGUGGUCCACCGACACCCACACAGACAACAUAUUCCUACUGUAGACCGACAGUAUCGACUGAAGAUGUGGCAAAAGUUGCGCAGCAACAGAAACAAGUUACCCCUCCCUUAGCUUUUGCUUAUCAGUACCUAGACUCGCGCUAUAGAUACAUUUUACAUCCUUCGACAAGUAGCAGUGGAGAAUACCUUCUAACCCUUGAGCAGCCUCAUUACAAAGAUCAGCACAAUCUGAUUGUAAAAACGCCCUGUGAUCAAAAACAGACUCGAGCUAGUCAGACCCGUAUGGACAAACCAAAGAAGCCUCCCGUUCUAUGUCAGCGGUAUGCUGGCCAGCUGUGCAACCCAUGCAUGCAAUCUGGAUCCAACAACGGAGACAACAAUAGCUUAGAUGCUUACGACUUGGCUAGUCCUUGUUGUGAUCCAAGAUGCGUUCCCACUGGUAGAAGAAGAUCGCGAAGCCAAAAAGAACAAAGAAAAAGAGACUCCAAGACUGAGGAAACCCAAACUGAACCACAACAACCUAGAUCUCGACCACAUUCCCAAUCGUCACAAACCGGACCUGAGCCCCAAACUUUCACAGUUCCUAAACGAUACUUUCGUAUCGGAACAGGCCUAACAAGUCAGUGUAGUUUACAUUCCUGCACUUCGAGUGAAGUUAGCAAUAUUGUCCCGACAACUUUGGGAGGCGAGAGUUCUGCCAAUAGCUACACUACGUCUCUCAGUACUGAUACCCUCUAUUGGGACGGAUCCUGUGAUACUACUUCUAGACAACUCAGCCUAAAAUCGAAACAUGACCAGCAGAGAUACUCGCAACAACCUCAACAAUAUGAGACUAUCUAUAUACAGUACAAUCAGGUUAAACCCAAAUCUUGGGACAACUUGGCAACCAAAGCAUUCGGAGGUUACGGUUUUGGUUAUGGAUAUCUAGACACCUCAUCCAAGUGUGGACAAAAAGCUGGCCGGGUCCAGCCCCCAACUAAAUGCCAAGGCACUCAAUAUAUUAAAAUGGAGAAGCAGCCAAUAGCUUGCAACAGCAAUGCUGUGCAGCUACAAUACACACCACAUUCCCAUCGAAGAUAUAUACAACCAACAAAAUCUACAGAAAGCCUUCUAUCCGUUCCAAAAUAUUCAUCUGAAGCUUUAUCGGACUCAAGUAUUUCUUGUGAGUGUUUGGAGAAUCCCUCUCCUGGUCCAGAGUCUUCAGAAAAUCGAUUUUUUCAAAGUCCUCGUCAAAGCAUUAUGAGUCCAACUGAUCCAAAUUUUGGAUACUAUAGUGCUAGAAGAACAUCUAGGGGCGACUAUACAAAAAGUGUAGUUACUACUAGCUCUGAAGCUACUCGACUGUAGUUGAUUUUAUAUAUGGUACAUUUUUGGUACACAAAUAUGUUAUAUAUUAGUAACAAGACAAAAAACAAACCAGCGAAAAAUAUUCUUAUUAGGACAACUGACAUUUACAUUCUUAUUUUGUACAAGAUUUAAGUUUUAUAAUAAAUUAUUGUUAAUCUUGAAAAAGAAAAAUUUUUCAUUGAAAUAUGUCGCUUGAAUUGACAUACGAGAACUGUUCUGUACAUUUUUAGUAUAAAAACCUACUGUGGUAUUGGAGGGAUGAUUAAGG